Alternaria alternata is the source of this 871-nucleotide messenger RNA. RefSeq names its product cytochrome b5. The transcript has 4 exons. Gene Ontology annotation, cellular component: membrane; endomembrane system. The coding region runs from base 9 to 401 and encodes 130 amino acids. The record is from RefSeq and is a predicted model, not a curated record. NCBI's taxonomy places the organism in Eukaryota, Fungi, Ascomycota, Dothideomycetes, Pleosporales, Pleosporaceae.
CCUCCACCAUGUCAGAUGCUACAGAGCAGCCGAAGAAAGAGAGGUUCGCGCCAAAGCAACCCGUCACACUGAAUCCACCGAAGGAUGAUGUCAUUGAGCGCGAUUACCUCGCAAAGUGUGAUGGUACAAAUGAUGGAUUUCCAACUCUAGUCGCUAUCAAGGGUGACGUCUUUGACGUGAGUGGUAAAGAGACGUAUGCACCCGGGAAGGGCUAUCACGUCUUUGCGGGGAAAGAGCCCAACCGCGCCCUUGGGCUUUCUUCCCUCAAGCCUGAAGAUUGCAUAUCUGACUACUCAGAACUUUCCGAUAAGGAAAAGCAAGUACUCAACGAUUGGCAUACGUUCUUCAGCAAGCGGUACAACAUAGUCGGCCGAUUGCCUUCGGAGGGUGCUAAUCUUUGAAUAACAUUCUUCUCCAAGUCCCGGCUAGGAGACGAACCAUUAUUGACUAGCACAAUGCAGAGAAGCAAAUCAAGAAGGCUACAAUCUCAUCUGUGUAAUCAUUCCGUCGCGGUUGCUUUGUCAUCAGUAACGCCCCCAAUCUCUGUUUAAUGACGACUAUCAACUGCCCAUACACAAAUCACCUUCACCUACCAGUUGAUCUUGUACGGCCCGGUAAUAGGAGACUAUUGGCGUACUCAUAGUGCAGAGAUUCAAUAGCCGGCAGAUUUCUUAUAUAGCUCCUACUCCACCAGCCUGCCUAGCGACUCGGCAAGUACCACAGAUCGACACUAACCCACACCAUAGUUUGCCAAUCGACAUCCACAGUGCAAUCUCUAGCAUCGUACCGUGUUGUCUUUGCUAAGAAGGGGACUUUACCAUUAGUGCGAUAAGAGAGUGCACAACUUCUGCAGCAGCCAGAACGGUGGUUU